Messenger RNA from Acytostelium subglobosum LB1, 1671 nucleotides. RefSeq lists its product as hypothetical. The record is from RefSeq and is a predicted model, not a curated record. Gene Ontology annotation, cellular component: endoplasmic reticulum; membrane. Bases 1 to 1671 code for a protein of 556 amino acids. The transcript has 4 exons. Gene Ontology annotation, molecular function: calcium ion binding; mannosyl-oligosaccharide 1,2-alpha-mannosidase activity. Gene Ontology annotation, biological process: endoplasmic reticulum mannose trimming; carbohydrate metabolic process; mannose trimming involved in glycoprotein ERAD pathway. NCBI's taxonomy places the organism in Eukaryota, Evosea, Eumycetozoa, Acytosteliales, Acytosteliaceae.
AUGUACAACAAUAUAGUAGUUACACCAAGAACAAAGGUACUUGCAAUAGUUGCAUGUUACUCAUUGUUCAUUUGUGUUGCAUUGGCUGCACCACAAACAGUUCAACAACCAGGAUCAAUCAACUACUCUACAUUGCCAGCACAGUUACCAAUCGAUGAGUUGAAGGCUAUUCUAAAGAAUGACAUUAAGGACAUGUUCUAUCAUGGCUACGACUGCUACAUGAAGUAUGCAUUCCCAAUGGAUGAGUUGAAGUCACUCUCAUGUAAAGGAUCAGAUACAUUUGGAAAGUAUGCAUUGACUUACAUUGAUACACUGGUAACACUAUUGGUGGUCGGUGGCAAUACAACAGAGUUUGAGAAGGGCGUCAAAUGGUUGAGUGAGAGCUUGACAUUCGAUAAGGAUAUGACAGUGUCAGUGUUUGAGACCAACAUUAGAAUCCUUGGUGGUCUGCUCUCAGCUCAUCUCUACGCAGAGAAGGUCUUGCCAGACUACAAGGGCGUACUUCUGCCACGUGCACUGGACAUUGGCGAGCGUCUGUUGGUGGCCUUUGACACACCCACCGGCAUCCCAUACGGAAGUGUCAAUCUGCGCAAGGGAGUCUCGCCCGACGAGUCCAAGAUCACAUGCACAGCCGGUGGUGGCACGUUUGCCCUGGAGUUUGGCAUCCUCAGUCGACUGACUGGCCGUCCCGAGUUUGACAAGGCUGCAAAGCGUGCGGCCAAGGCACUCUGGAAGUACAGGUCCAUGACUAGUAAUCUGUUUGGCAACCACAUCAACGUGUUCACGGGCCAGUGGGAGAGCUGGGGACAGGAAGCCAGCAUUGGCAAUCAGAUCGACUCGUACUUUGAGUACAUGCUCAAGGCGGCGCUCUACUUUGACGAUCAGGAGUACAUGGACAUCUUUGUCGACUCGUACAAGGCCAUCAUCCAGCACACCAAGAAGGACGACUGGUACGUCCUGGCUCACAUGAACAACCCCAAGAAUGUACAGCACAUCUACAGCAGUCUGCAGGCAUUCUGGCCCGGACUCCAAGUGCUGGCCGGCCAGCUGGAGGACGCCUACGGCACCACCAAGGUCUUCCAUUCAGUGUGGCGCAAGUAUGGCUUCACUCCCGAGUCCUACAAUCACAACACUCAAAGAAUCAACCAGAAGCACUAUCCACUGAGACCAGAGUUGGCAGAGUCAAUCUACUACAUGUACACUGCCACCAAGGACCCACUCUACAUCAACAUGAUCAGAGACCUUGUCUGGACACUAAAGAGUGUUACAAGGACUAAAUGUGGACAUGCAGGUGUAUUGGAUGUUGAGGCUCAUACUCUGGAUGAUAAGAUGGAGUCUUUCUUCUUGGCAGAGCUGUGCAAGUACUUGUAUCUUACAGUGGAUGAUAACAAUAUGGUUGGAAAUGAGACUAUUGUGUUCACGACAGAGGCACAUGUAUUCCCAAUGCAACAUAGAUUCCUCUCUAACAAGUCAACUGGCAAGCAACACCGUCCAACGUCCAAGGGCAAGUCAAAGGAGACGGACAUCUUCUCCAAGGAGUUCAACUGGAAGUGUAAGCCUGAAUCGUACCUACGCGAUAUCUCUGCUGGACCAAUGCAGCUGGCCGACAAGACAUUGGCACAGUCUGCGCCCGAAUGGUUCGAAGAUCAGAAUAUUUUGGCAUCAUUAUAA